Ctenocephalides felis (cat flea) is the source of this 399-nucleotide messenger RNA. Its product is annotated as GILT-like protein 1. NCBI's taxonomy places the organism in Eukaryota, Metazoa, Arthropoda, Insecta, Siphonaptera, Pulicidae. The record is from RefSeq and is a predicted model, not a curated record. Gene Ontology annotation, molecular function: oxidoreductase activity, acting on a sulfur group of donors, disulfide as acceptor. Bases 1 to 399 code for a protein of 132 amino acids. The transcript has 3 exons.
AUGCCAACACGGUCCAGAAGAGUGCAGGGGCAACAUGCUGCAGUCCUGCGUCCUGCACCUCCUGGCAAAAACCCGAUGAUGCACAUGCGCUUUGUGGGAUGUCAGAUGCAUCCAUCAGCCGACCACUCUGGCAAAACGUGUACUAGGAUGGUCGGAAUCGACUGGAAUCUGGUCGAUCGUUGCAUGAAGUCCGACGUCGGAAGAUUGUUGCAAUUGCGCGCCGAAAGAGAGACGAACGCAAUCUGGCCUCAGUUCAUUCCCACAAUCGUUUUCAACGGGGUUUUUAAUCAAGAUUUGCAAGAUAGGUCACAAAUUGACUUCAGAGGAGCAGCAUGCCAUUUUUUGCGCUCCUCAUAUCCUGCGCUUUGUGCAAACACCACCGCAACAAAAACAACCUAA